Molecule: messenger RNA, 3193 nt
Organism: Micropterus dolomieu (smallmouth bass)
Lineage: Eukaryota; Metazoa; Chordata; Actinopteri; Centrarchiformes; Centrarchidae
Product: anoctamin-10-like
Exons: 11
Coding region: 60-1736 (558 amino acids)
Biological process (GO): chloride transmembrane transport
Cellular component (GO): plasma membrane
Molecular function (GO): chloride channel activity
Source: RefSeq, a predicted model, not a curated record
GCCUCGCUGCCGUCCUCUGAGCUGUAGCAGUACGUCUGUUUAACACGCCUUUGUUGCGAAUGUCACGGUGGCUGUGUGUUUGCUGUUUGUGUCUGAUCUGCUCCGUGUCUCCAGGGGAUGGGGAUGACUUCCUCAGUAUGGCCGAGUGUCAGUACAUCAUUAAACAUGAGCUGGACACAUUAAGAGCCAAAGAUGAGACUCAUGUACCCGGACACUCCCAGGUCAAGCUCUACCCCGGGAAAUCUAUCAUUCGCAGACUGCAGUCUAAAGGGAUCCUGAUCCAGAUGUUUCCUCUCCAUGAAAAGGAGGAACUAAAGAGACUGUCUUUCUCUUGGUACAAAAAGGUGAAGCUGUCCCUGCAGCCUCUCGAUGACAUCAGACACUACUACGGUGAGGGUCAGGCCCUCUACUUUGGCUUCCUGGAGUACUUUACCUUUGCGCUGGUGCCUAUGGCUCUCAUUGGAGCGCCUUACUAUCUGUUUGACUGGGAGGACUACGACAAAUAUGUGGUCUUUGCUGUGUUCAACGUGGUCUGGUGCACUGUUAUUCUGGAGUUAUGGAAGCGUUGCAGCGCCUCGCUGGCCUACAGAUGGGGCACGCUGAGCAGAAAGAAGGCCUUUGAAGAACCUCGGCCUGGUUUCCAUGGCGUCCUCGGGUUCAACCCUGUGACGGGCCGCGAGGAGCCUCUCUACCCCAACUCCAAAAGGCAGCUGCGCAUCUACCUUGUGUCCCUGCCCUUCGUCCUGCUCUGCCUCUACUUGUCCCUCUAUGUCAUGAUGAUGUACUUUCAGAUGGAGGGAUGGGCGCUGUCAGUCCACGACGAGGACCCCACAUUCUGGACAGGAAUAAUGCUCUUCAUCCCCAGUAUUAUCUACGCCGUGGUCAUAGAGAUUAUGAACCUCAUCUACAGAUACGCGGCUGAGUUCCUCACUGAGUGGGAAAAUCACAGGCUAGAGUCUUCAUAUCAGAAUCACUUGGUCCUCAAAGUGUUAGUAUUCAACUUCUUCAACUGUUUUGCCUCGCUGUUCUACAUCGCCUUUGUCAUGCAGGACAUGGUGCUCCUCAGACAGAGUCUGGCCACCUUGUUGAUCACCAGUCAGAUCUUGAAUCAGUUCAUGGAGGCCUUCCUGCCCUACUGGCUCCAGAGGAGACGCAACAAGAAGAUGAUCCACAAAAUCCGGAAGGGAAGAACUCUGGAGGACCAAGAGCUUCCUCUGGCCGAUCAGGUCCGGCUGGAGGCCGACAUGAGCACGUACCUGGGUACAUUCGAUGACUACCUGGAGCUGUUCCUGCUGUUUGGUUACGUCAGCCUGUUCUCCUGCGUCUACCCUCUGGCUGCUGUCCUGGUGGUUUUGAACAACAUCACAGAGGUUUACUCUGAUGCUUUCAAAAUGUGUCGCGUCUUCAAACGACCCUUCUCUGACCCGGCAGCAAACAUAGGAGUCUGGCAGCUCGCAUUUGAGGCCAUGAGUGUGAUAGCCGUUGUGACCAACUGUGCACUGAUCGGCAUGUCUCCACAAGUCAAGGCUUUCUUCCCCAGCUCAGAGACACAGCUCCUUUGGACAGUGGCUGUUGAGCACGUCCUGCUGGCCUUCAAGUUCAUCCUGACCUUCCUCAUCCCAGAUGUUCCCAAACACAUCCAGAUCAAACAGGCCCGGCUGGAGUUUGAAUCACUGGAGGCCCUCAAGAAAAAGAAAAUGCUUGAAGCCCCGGAGCUCAGUAAGACCAUCCAGUGAGGAGGAGAGGAGGGCCUACAGAUACUGAUGGGCCGCCGGCAGCCGCUUCACCCAGCUUUAACAGAUCCCACUGUUGUUUACACCGACACGCUAAGAUUUUUAUGCAGGGGUGUGCUAUUGAUCUGCAGUAUCCUCUCUACUCACCCCCUUCACCGAAGUAAAAAUGGGGCAAACUGUGGUAAACUUUUCCAAGAGCGGAUGAACAGACCAGAUGAACUGUGUUGGUCUCUUGUUACUGUAAAGGGGUUUUAUUAUGGGGGGGUGUACAUGGGAUAAAAGCCAAUCACAGAAGAAUGCUGUAUUAUGACUAUACUGUAGCAAAUAUUGCUGUUAUAUCCAUGAAAGUAGUUUCUGUCCUGUUAUAUGUGUGUUCUGUUCUUCAGCCACUGAAGUCACUUUGGGUUGGGUUUAAACAGUACUGUGGAUUGGGAUUAUACACACCCUUUAAAACUUCCCCACCUACAGUUAUGAUUACUAAUGAGUUAUAAUCCUACAGGGUGAUGGUUCAUACACAGAAAACAAACUCCACCAUUUUACCAAAGACUCCUACUAAUAACCUACUGGCUUAAAUGACAGUAAACAACCGAUGCUGACUACCUUUCUGUAUUAGAGCUGCUUGUAAUUGAUCAACAUAUUCUCAUCUUAAGUUCUUUACUCCAAGUAUGGAAGCAAAUAAUGAAGCAGUGAAAUUUAAUUUGUACUAAAUGUUAAACAUUUAAAUAUCGCUGAAAUAUUUCUUACUUUGAAAACCAUCUAUCUGCAAUUAUGUGUCUGAAUUCCCCUCUUAGAAAUAAGAGUUUUAUUGAAGGGCUCACAUAUUCAGAUAUUCAUAUGUCAGUCUGUGUUGGUCAUUUUCAGAUCAAAAAGUCAAAACUUAAAUUAAAACAUCAAGUUACUCAAAUCAGAAGUCAAGAUAAAAAAGGACGUCUGUCCUAUCAGGUUAGUCAUGUGACCCAAGAAGAAAAGUGACUGGAAACCCGAAUAUAGUGUUUCCUGUCUGAAUUUAUGAAUCUGAGUUUUUGACAUAGCAAAGCUUCAAAUUGCCUUCUGGGAUUUAAAACCACAUACAUUCAUAUAGAUGGAUUUCCAAAGUAAAACAUUUAAUGCUACAACAACAUUAGUGAAUUAAUUCAAAUACUUCUUUUUUUUUUUGCUCCCAUAGACAAGAGAUCAUGACAAACAUUGAUGUGUGGCAUGACCAGGGUAUAAUCCUAUAACUAUCAGUUAGUAAAAAGUUUGUUACUUGCAGUGUAGAUGAAUAUGACUUGAAGUGAAAACCACCCCUGGUGCCUUGAAAUGCAAUGCCUGUCCAAAUAAUUGUUUUUAUAUGCUCCACACACGCAGUCCACUGGUAUUUACGUUACCUAAUGUAUUGAAACUGUGGUGGAGAAUAAAGUAUACUGAAACCUUAGAGGCUGUCUGCAUUUUAAAUAAACGUAUAACAAAGAAAAUGAAAA